Messenger RNA from Saprolegnia parasitica CBS 223.65, 306 nucleotides. RefSeq lists its product as hypothetical. NCBI's taxonomy places the organism in Eukaryota, Oomycota, Saprolegniomycetes, Saprolegniales, Saprolegniaceae. The transcript has a single exon. The annotation marks the transcript as partial. The record is from RefSeq and is a predicted model, not a curated record.
GAUUUGCCUUAUAUUAGACUCUGCUCUCUAAGCCUCCAGCGCGACCUUACAAUAGCAACGAGAGCUUUUUUCUAUCGAUCUACGGCUACCUCCCCGACUGCUUUGUUUCGGACCAAGACAAAGCGAUUCAAGGCGUUCUCGUCGCAAGCUCUUGCAUGGCUCUCAUGGGUAGCAUGUCAGGCGCAGUCUGUGUCAGGCGUAUGUUUGCCGCCUUCGGCGUUUCUCACUAGAGAAAAAUACGACAGCAAUCUCGUCUCGCUCGGAGGCACACUCUACUCGGUCUUUGAGCUCGGCACAAGUUAUUAA